AUGAGUGACUAUGUGAACCUCAAUGAAAAUGGCAAGCAACUCCCACAAGCAAGGCUUGCCGAUGAACGAAUCCGCUUCAUCAACGGAGUCAUGGCAUCCGACAGGACAAUACAUCAUUGUGAAGUCGACGAAACAAACGAAAUACCAUGGCAUCGCACCUCACCCCACACUUCAUUCCGGAUUGUGGGCGCUUUUGAUGACCUCGCGGCUUCCUCGGUUUUCUGCUGUCGCUAUGUAACCAAGCGCUUGAAGGAUCUUGGACGAGAGGUUGAG
Molecule: messenger RNA, 273 nt
Organism: Cooperia oncophora
Lineage: Eukaryota; Metazoa; Nematoda; Chromadorea; Rhabditida; Trichostrongylidae
Source: the annotation of a GenBank genome assembly